AUGUCGGUGGCGUUUUCAUCGGCGCGCCCCAGAAGUAAAGGGGAGGUGACACAGCAAACCAUUCAAAAGAUGCUGGAUGAAAAUCAUCAUUUAAUACAAUGCAUAAUGGAUUACCAAAGCAAAGGCAAGACAGCUGAAUGCACACAGUAUCAGCAGAUCCUGCACAGAAAUCUUGUUUACUUGGCCACAAUAGCUGAUUCAAAUCAGAACAUGCAGUCAUUACUACCUGCGCCUCCCACUUCCAGUAUGUCUUUGGGUCCCGGAGGGAUGGGCCAGAGUGGGGGACAUGGUCAAAGCAACCUCAAUGACAACAUGGGACCAGCACUGCCCGCGACAUCAAUGAUGCAGAGCCAAAUGAGUAAUGGCCUCAGCCAUGCCCCCAUGCAGCAGCAGUCUGGUCAGGUGCAGUCGGCUAUUCCCUCCACCUCCCUCAGCCUGCCAGCAAGCAGCUAUGGCAGCUCGGUCCCUGGGUACAGCCACGCUGCACCCUCCUCCCAGGGCAGUAUGAUCCAGGGCCCUGGGCCUGGUUAUGGCUCUUCCUCCUCUUCUUCCUCCACAUCCUCAUCUUCUUCUUCCUCCUCCCGCAGCAACCUCAACAUGCAUUCCAACCAAGUCUCCAUGAUGCACCAGCAGUCUGCCACACCACACUACUCCUCAGCCCAAGCUGGGGGGCAACAUUAUCAGGGACAGCAGGCCAUGGGCAUGAUGGGUCAGGGCAGUCAAGGAAACAGCAUGAUGUCUCAGAGGCCCAUGGGAUCCUACCGCUCUUCCCAGCAAGGAUCUGCACAGCAGUACAUGGGACAAGACGAGUUCUACGGAGAGCAGUAUGGACACACUCAGAGCUCCAGCGAGCCCAUAAACCAGCAGUAUUACCCUGAUGGUCAUGGGGAGUAUUCAUAUCAACAGUCUUCAUAUGGUGAACAAGGGUAUGAUAGAUCAUUUGAUGAAUCCUCACAACAUUACUAUGAAGGAGGUAACUCUCAGUACAGUCAACAGCAGGCCCAGUAUCAACAGAGCUCUGGCCAGCAGCAAGCCUUCAGCCAACAGCAGUACUCUUCUCAACAAGGCUACAGUGGACAGCCCCAGGGAUAUGGUCCAGUCCAGGGAGGAUCAUCUCAAUAUUCUCAGUAUCAGCAGAGUCAAAGCCAACAGUAUGGAUCCUACCGAUCUUCCCAGGGAGGCCCUGGAGCGCAGACGCAGAGGCCGUUCUCCUAUGAACAGGGUCAAUAUGGAAAUUAUCAGCAGUGAGGCACCACAAUGUUUUGCUGGUGGAAGAAAGUGUGCGAUGGAACAUUCAACAGUAAUGAACUGGGCUCAGCUAUGGAUUAGAUCAAGCUGCCAUCAGAUUUAUUAUCCUCUCAUUAAUCAUCAUUCUAGCUAAAAUAAUUAAUCCAGUCAAAUGUGACGCUUCCCUCCUCCGUUUUAAUUUCAACAGGGUUGUAGCUGGUUGUGGUGCUUGCAAAACUAAGGCAGUUAAUGUAACCAUUCUAUACAAGCUACUAAAAAGGGUUCUGUGGAGCUGUCACAUGCACCUCAGCAACAUGCACAAAUGAACUUGUUCUCUAUCCCUUACCUUUAUUGUUUUAAGAGCUUUUGAUGUUAUUUUAUCUUUGGUGCACAGCGCAAGUGAGACUGUGGGACUAAAAAAAAAAGCUAAUUAGCCUUGAAGAGAAUAUUCUUUGAUAUUUGAUUAGAAGACUAUAAAUCUUGCUCUUAUUCCUGGUAUAGACACUGUUAUAUCUCAUGGGUACAUUCUUCAAAAAAAAGGUGAAAAUGUUGGUCCUUAAACCUGACUUGAUCAUGGGGUUUGUCUGUGUUAGUCAAACUGUGAUGUGUUGCUGUGUGGUAUAACAUUAUGUGUUUUCACUCUCUACAUAUGUCUUGCUGAGGUAAUCGACAUAAUAGAUAGUUGACAGAUGAAAACUUACAAAUGUGUAUCAUUGUCCAUGAUAAUCUUACAUCGUGGUAGUAUUUUUGACACUAUAUUUUGAGUGGCAUCGCUCUGCGCCGGCUUAUAGCGUCUGUGCAGGGGUAAGGAGUGUUGCGCUCUGAUGCCAUAAAGUAAUGAUUUUUACAUAAAAUUGCAUUGCCACUUUGUCUGCACUUUAUUUUACAGUGACAGUGUAUGUAUUGUCUAAUAUUUUGUAUCGUAGCGUGAUUCAGGCUGUUUUUAAGAGAUGAUACUCAAAAAGCCAAAGUAACACGGGAACAGAACAGUAACAUGUCCUGCACCUCAACUUCAAUAAGUGCAAUACACUCAGCUCUGUCAGUCAUGUUGAGGUUGGCUCUUACGGUGAACUUUACGUGAUUAUAUGUAGUUUUUUUGUUUGUUUUUUUACAUACAGCUGUGAUAAAGACAGAGAUCGUUUGUCUCAAGUUAUUCAGUGUUAUGUUACAGAAAAAGAACAGAAUGUGAUAGACUAUUUAAGAAUAUUACUUCUUUAUUUAGGUGACUUAGAGGCAGAUAUGUGAACAUAUCAAACAUAAAUCUUACUACUUUAGCAUUUUUUUUCUUUGUAAAGUUUUUAUUGCUAUUAUUUGUAUUAGAUUAAGGAAUUCAUGUUAGAACAAUAAUACAAGUGUUGCAGCGGUAUAAUUUUUGUACAUGCACAAGAAUUUACCUUUUUCAUAUUUAUUAUCGAUCUAUCUAUCUGCAAGUUAUUUCUUUGUUUAUUUAGUUAAAAAGAAAUCAGACACCUUUUUUUAUUUCUGUGGUUGUGAGGGUCCAACUUAGCAGUAUUUUGUUAUAACAUCUUGUUGUAACUCAACUUACCUCAGAGGGGAAGAAUAACACAACAACUGUGGUCAUUCUGCAGGGGUUAUCAAGGAUGGGAGAUACCUGGCUGUCAAACAGCUGAUUAACUAUGUACCACUCAACACUGACAAUCACAGGCGUCUCUAAAUUGGUAUCAGUUUCUCAUUUUUACUGUGAACCAAACAUGUGUGGCAAGUCGUUUUCCAGUUCUACGUAGUGUGUCAUCACUCAUGGGUGGUAUGCCUUGUUAGUGUGCGUGUCGGUGUGUGUGGAUGUGCGAGAAGGAGAGUUUGAUGUGCAUAAUCCAAAUAUGAAUGUUAUCUACUUAUCUAUUGUAAGACUGCAUCGCCUGA
Molecule: messenger RNA, 3108 nt
Organism: Oreochromis aureus
Lineage: Eukaryota; Metazoa; Chordata; Actinopteri; Cichliformes; Cichlidae
Product: calcium-responsive transactivator
Exons: 11
Coding region: 1-1248 (415 amino acids)
Biological process (GO): positive regulation of dendrite morphogenesis; positive regulation of transcription by RNA polymerase II
Cellular component (GO): nucleus
Molecular function (GO): transcription coactivator activity
Source: RefSeq, a predicted model, not a curated record